GCGAGGUUCGCCAUUAGAUUCGAUUUUGAAGUCGUUGGUGCACGCCCUCAAACCUGUCUGAAAUGGAAUCCGUUGCUGCACACAAAGAUGAAGUCGUAAGUUGUUUUAUUGUUUCUUUCCAUGGUAAGACUCACGUUGAGUCGAAAAUUGACGAGUUGAAAAGGAAGUCUGUGGAUGCUAAAGACGGUGCAGAUCACGAACCUAAGAAUGGUAAUGAUGAGCCAAUUGUCAAGAAGAUAAGAAAAGAGACUGAUGAUAACGAAGGCGACGAAAAGGCUCACAGCCCAGAGAGUAGACCAACCGAGGGUGAGUUGUACGAAGAUGGUACCGAAGGUGAGCUAGUUUACUCUUCGGCAUACAUGCCAUAUCCCUUGAUUUCACACACUGAUUUUUGACCUUUAUAUACUUCUUAGUUUCAUAAGUUCUGUAAUUUCGACUUUUAGACGAUGCCUCACAAGACACCAAAGGCACCAAUGGGACAAGCGAACAUGUAAACGGCAGUAACGGCGAACAUGUCGGUGAACAUCAAACUGAAAAAUCAGACGAUGGGUCCGACUCGGAAUCGGAAGGGGGUGAUGCACCUUCAGUCGACAAGGAAUCAGACGAAGAGGCCAGUGAUUAACCUCGGCAUUUUUAUGCACUCCAGGCAUUUAUGUCUUUUUAUAACAUUUUUAUCGAUUUUUAUUCUAACCCGGCAGCUUUUGCACAAGUUUAUUAUUCACUUAUAUCUAAUAUAACAGAUGCUCGG
Molecule: messenger RNA, 748 nt
Organism: Schistosoma margrebowiei
Lineage: Eukaryota; Metazoa; Platyhelminthes; Trematoda; Strigeidida; Schistosomatidae
Source: the annotation of a GenBank genome assembly